Pisolithus orientalis is the source of this 2322-nucleotide messenger RNA. Its product is annotated as heterokaryon incompatibility protein-domain-containing protein. Bases 229 to 2172 code for a protein of 647 amino acids. The record is from RefSeq and is a predicted model, not a curated record. The transcript has 6 exons. NCBI's taxonomy places the organism in Eukaryota, Fungi, Basidiomycota, Agaricomycetes, Boletales, Pisolithaceae.
CUCGUACAGGAAUCGAAACACGUUUUACAAUCAUCCACGAACAUCUCUUUACGAGUGUAACUUGAAGCAUAAAUAUGACUAACGCCACUGGGUUCCACGUUCUCUUUCUGUCUUAUAUACCUCAUUCCCCCACACACCGUCUCUUUCGUUGUCUCUUCCUUCAGCGUCUAUCUUCCCUCGUCGAAGCCUUCAACACUCCGCCUCUUAAUCACGCUUGUCUUUGACUUAAUGCGCUUGAUUGAUGUCAAGGCCUUCGUCGACUUUGUCGAAGGCAGGGCCAGACCUGAAACCAGGCUUCUUGUCGAAUUCAAUGCGAUCAGACUUACACACACAUCAUAUGCCAUAUUAUCCCAUUGUUGGGGCGCUCCGGAAGACGAGGUGCAGUUUACAGAGAUGGAAGGACUUACGACGAUGGACACCACCACCAGAGACGAUAUAUCAAGGCGCAGUGGGUACCGAAAAAUUUAUGGAAGCUGCAAGCAGGCCCUUGGCGAUAAACUGCAUUGGCUUUGGGUGGACACGUGCUGCAUUGACAAGAGGAGCAGUGCUGAAUUAUCAGAAGCCAUCAACUCCAUGUUCGUGUGGUAUGCGAACUCGGAGGUCUGUUAUGCGUUCCUCCACGACGUGAACACUGAUGUCCUCCCUACCAAACACCAUGCCGAUUUCGCCGAGUUCAAUGGCUGGCCCGGCUGGUUUUCGCGCGGAUGGACACUCCAAGAGCUCGUCGCCCCCGAACAUGUCCGCUUUUUCAACAAGGAGUGGGUGUAUAUCGGUGAUAAGAAUGACCAUGCACACACGUUGAAUAUCAUUACCCGGAUUUCCGUCGACGUCUUGGUGAAGGGUCUGAGCUUUUCACGUCCAAGUGUAGCGCAGAUUAUGUCUUGGGCUGCUGACCGGACGACAACGCGAGAGGAAGACAGAGCAUAUUCGUUACUGGGGCUAUUUGGCGUGCAUAUGCCAAUGUUGUAUGGGGAGGGGAAGAACGCGUUCCUCCGACUGCAAUUGGAAAUCAUCCGGUCGACCAACGACCAAAGCAUAUUUGCCUGGGGCUGGAGAAAAGCGAUCGGACGGAGUAGGAGCUUCCUAGCUGAGGAUCCUAGCGACUUUCAAGACUGUUCAAACAUUGAACAAAUCGAUCGCAGAGAAUUCGUACGUACCCUCGGAAAGAGUUUGUCGAGGAGAGAACUACGCAAGGUCACAGCUGCGGAAGAACGGCUCCGCACAUUCACUGUAACAAAUGACGGAAUUCAAAUAUGGCUUCCCUUCCAACACACCGCGACUCUUGAGCCUUGUCAACUGUCCGCUAAGAUAGCGAUACUGGCAUGCAAUAACGCCCAAGAAGCCUCUGGUCCAAUAACUGUCUUGGUGGAGACCACGGCUUUCACCUCCCUUUCUAGAUAUUUCUGCCCUCGGACAAUGAAUAAUUGGGAUAAAGAAAAGUCGGUCGAAUUCCAGCAGAUCUUUCUUCCAUACAGAGAUGAUUCCCACAAGAAAGUCAGAGGCCCACUAACUACUCAGACCGGAGUACGAGCUCAAAUUAGAAUGACAGAUAUCAAGGCUGAUGAUGUCGUGAUCUUGUUCUUGGGACCAAUGGGUUCUAAAAAGAGUGACUUUAUCGAUAAACUUACCUUCCAACCGGAAAGAAAUGUCCGUGAAAUUAAACCCCGCACGCAUCGUACUAGCGCCCAAACGCACGUCCGUAACGGGAAGCGUUUUGUCUUCAUAGACACGCCCACAUUUGAGCCUGACGUGACAACAAUUAGAGAAAUAUCCAUGUGGUUGGACUUCAUAUACCGUAGAUCCAUCAAGCUUACCGGCGUGAUCUACACACAUGACAUAACGACUGACAAAGACUUCGAGGGCGCUAAACACAACUUUCGAAUUCUUUCUGCCAUCUGUGGGAUGGAAGCGGCUGAUCGAAUGCGACUGGUGACAACCACGUUGGAUGAUUUGGAUGAAUCGGAUGCGUCUGAUGUGGAGCAUUCACUGAAAGCCCAUUUGGACCUAUUCCUUGGCGCAGGGGCUCGUUGGGAAAAGUUCCCUGAUGCUUCAGACUCAGCAUGGGGGAUUCUGGAGGGGCUAGGAGAAGAAAGGAAAGCACUCCAGGUUCAGAGGGAAAUGGUUGAAAUGAAUUGGGAAUUGCACUGGAUAUCUGCUUUACGAAUCGUAUGACCUCUUUAGUACCGACUGACGCAUGUUGCGCGAGAUUUGUACAGCAGUUAUAUAGUUGUACCAGGUCGUACCCUUCUCCGUGUAAGCUGCACGAUGUGGAGCACAUGUCCGCCAAUUAUCCUCCCAAGCAUGGGUUUGGUACAUGACGAC